Coregonus clupeaformis (lake whitefish) is the source of this 2098-nucleotide messenger RNA. RefSeq names its product vacuolar protein sorting-associated protein 37B. The transcript is spliced from 4 exons. Gene Ontology annotation, cellular component: ESCRT I complex. The record is from RefSeq and is a predicted model, not a curated record. Bases 76 to 870 code for a protein of 264 amino acids. NCBI's taxonomy places the organism in Eukaryota, Metazoa, Chordata, Actinopteri, Salmoniformes, Salmonidae. Gene Ontology annotation, biological process: ubiquitin-dependent protein catabolic process via the multivesicular body sorting pathway; protein targeting to vacuole; protein targeting to membrane.
UUGUGAUCCAAACACUUAUCCGUUUUGAGCCGAAACAACUGUAGCCAGACUGAUCGAUAGACGACAACAACCAUCAUGGGAGAAAUGGCAGAAUUCACGGAUAAAUUUAGCUCUUUCACCAUGACGCAGUUAAACGAGUUGCUUGAAGACGAUGAAAAGUUAAAUUCUAUUGUCAAAGAAAUGGACGAGAUGUGUGAGGUGCAGCAGGUGAAGGAGCUGACCCUGGUCAGUAACAUCAGUCUGGCAGAACAGAACCUCCAACUGCAGCCCAGUCUGGACCUUCAGAAGAACCAGCUCACCUCACGCUACCGCCACCUACAGGAGCUCUACGAUAACUACCAGCUACGCAAGUCCACACUCUACCAUGGUUCAGGGAACAGCUCUCUGGACAUUCUGCUGGCUCUGCUGCAAGCUGAGGGAGCCAAGAUAGAAGAGGAGACUGAGAACAUGGCAGACUCGUUCCUGGAUGGAGAGCUGCCUCUGGACUGCUUUAUCGACGACUACCAGCGGAGGCGCCAUCUUGCUCACAUGCGCCGUGUAAAGAUCGACAAACUCAGAGAGCUGGUGCUGAAGGGUCUCACUAGACCCCAGCAGACCCCCACCCAGCCCAGCCGACCCCAGGACUUCCCCUCUACUCCCUCCCCCUACACCAAUGGAGCUCUCUCCCCCCAAUCUACACAAGCUGCCCCUCAGCACAGUGGCCUGUCCUACCCAGUCGCCCCCUAUCCCGCCAUGUCUUUCCCCAGCCUGACUCCUACAGGCUACCCCAGCAGCCCCUACAUUCCCCAGCCCUACCCUCAAGUCCCCCAGCAACACCCCACCUCCCCCUCCCCAUGCCUGCCCCCCCGAACUGGCUUCAUCAUGCAGUGAGGGGAGGGGGGGGGGGGGUCUAACACCAUGGAUGAUGACCCUACCUACCUUUGACCUGUGGAACACUGGAGGGGGAGCGUUGACCCAACAAUGAGUGUUGGUGACCUAACCAAUGACCGCCCCUGUCAGUAACACACAGGGAAAACUCCUGAGAGGCUCCCUGCUCCCUCAGAGACUCAGUCCAGUAGCUACAGCCUGGACGGUACGUUAGGGGUUGGUUCUCUUUUAGGUUUUUAUUCCAAGACUAGCUUUCUGAUUCAUCUUCUGAAGACAUAGGAAAAUCUAACUCUGUCUGACUGGUAUAUAUGCUGUGUAUCAGCUGUGGUAACUUGCAGUGUGGAUGAGAGAUAUAGUUGUUUUUGUAAGCUAAAGGUUUUUAAAUUUCCCCUCUCUGUGACUGAAGGUGGUGUCUUCCUGUGCGCACACAUGCGAGUAUGCGUGAAGUUGUGUAACUCCAAGGUCGGGGGGAGGUGGUGGUGUCAUAACAUAGUUAACGCUAAAGUUCAUAUUCUUCUAAAGGAAGGAGUCUGGUAUCGUCAUAAAUAUAGCUAGUCCAUGAACAACUACUCAACAAAUAGAUUUCAAUUCAAUGUAUUACAAUGGCAUAUAAAUGUAUUGAAAUCUACUAUUAGGUGCUUUCCUAUUCAUUGGUGGAGGUUCUUUCCAGCAGGUAGGAUGCAAGUCUAGGUGUAAGAAGUUAUUAUGGGAACAGAAGGCUAGGAAUAUACUGUGCUAUUUUAUAAGGAAAAAAACAUUUAGUGGUGGAUUUGAAUGACCUGCCAAAGAUGUUCUCAUCUUUCCUACUACCCACUUGGCGCUUUAUUUUAGUGAUUGUUUUGUAUACCGGUAUAAGAGGUAGUUCUACCCCACCUAACUGGAAGAUGGAUAUGUAGAUUAGAUUAAAUCUUAUGGAAAGAUAACCAUGCAUCCUAAAUUCAGUCGAAGUUGUCAUGUGGGGAAAAGAGAUUUACAGCUGGCUGUACAUCUACAGUGGGCUUUUCCCAUUUGUGCUCACACAAGAGCUCACCUCAAGGAAAAUGCACAUGGGGGUUCAAAAAUGAAAUGGUGCUGGAGAAACAUUUAAAAUACGAACUACUUCAGUCGUCCCUGGUACUGUACAUCUGAUCUACACUCCAUAGGAACGAACAUUCAUGUUGUAAUGCUAGACUAACAGACUGGUUGACUUCCCCACUUUCCAUCCGAAUCAAUAAAUGUUUUAUAACCAAUA